Fundulus heteroclitus (mummichog) is the source of this 983-nucleotide messenger RNA. It is a transcript of the gene med27, whose product is annotated as mediator complex subunit 27. The coding region runs from base 1 to 936 and encodes 311 amino acids. Gene Ontology annotation, molecular function: transcription coactivator activity. Gene Ontology annotation, biological process: regulation of transcription by RNA polymerase II. NCBI's taxonomy places the organism in Eukaryota, Metazoa, Chordata, Actinopteri, Cyprinodontiformes, Fundulidae. The transcript has 8 exons. The record is from RefSeq and is a predicted model, not a curated record. Gene Ontology annotation, cellular component: mediator complex.
AUGGCGGAGCCCAUCUCUGUCGGGGUGAACCUGGACGCUUUCUCUCACGCCAUCAGCGGCAUUCAGGCGCUCCGCUCCAGCGUCAGCCGCGUGUUCGAGUCCCUGAAGGACGGCAUGAAAAACCGCGAGACUUUGGAGGGUCGCGAGAAGAAGUUCAUCUCCGAGUUCCAAGACACCCUGCAGGCCGUCAACAGGGACCUGAAUGAGCUGGAGCGUCUGAGCGGCCUGGUUGGACGUCCCUCAGAGUCUCAUCCUCUCCACAACAGCGGGCUGCUGAGUCUGGACCCGGUCCAGGAUAAAACGCCGCUGUACUCCCAGCUGCUGCAGGCCUACAAGUGGUCCAACAAGCUCCAGUACCACGCUGGCCUGGCCUCAGGUCUGUUGAACCAGCAGUCGCUGAAGCGAUCGGCCAAUCAGAUGGGAGCUUCAGCCAAGAGACGACCCAAGGUCCAGCCGAGCACGCUGGUCCUGCCGCCUCAGUAUGUGGAUGACGUCAUUUCUCGGGUCGGUAGGAUGUUUCCAGACAUGACCAUCGAGCUUUUCAGACCCAACGGGACGUCUGCUGUGCUGCUGGUGACCCUGGGGAAGGUGUUGAAGGCCAUCGUUGUCAUGCGUUCGCUCUUCAUCGACAGAACCGUUGUUCGAGGUUUUAACGAGAACGUUUACAGUGAGGAUGGAAAGUUGGACAUUUGGACCAAAUCUCAGUACCAGGUUUUCCAGAAAGUAACUGACCACGCUACCACAGCCCUGCUGCACUACCAGCUGCCCCAGAUGCCCGAUGUGGUGGUCCGCUCCUUCAUGACUUGGCUCCGCAGCUACAUCAAGCUCUUUCAGUCCUCCUGUCAGCGCUGCGGUCGGUUCCUGCAGGAUGGCCUUCCUCCAACAUGGAGGGACUUUAGGACCCUGGAAGCGUUCCACGAUACGUGUCGUCUGUAAAAAAAAAAAAUUGAUUUUUCUUUUGUAAAUAAAGUUUGGAGUUUUUU